AUGUCCAAAUACGACGCGCCUCAAGGUCCUCCUCCAGGUUACCCACAACAACCACCUCAAGCGCACUACGAUGCUGGCCCAGUAGGGGACCCCCGCGGCGCAAACGAAGGCUACUACGGAGGAGCUCCACCGCAGCAGUACGGCCAGCCAGGUCAAUACCAACAGGGACCAUAUGGCGCGCCACAGGGUGGUCCAUAUCAGCAACAGCCCAUGAUGUACCAGCAAGGGCCAUACCCGCCGCAGCAAGGAUACUACCCGCAAGAGCAGGGUAGAGGAGGCAGUGGUGCGGGAGGAUGCUGCGCGGGUAUUAUGGCUGCGUUGGCGUGUUGCUGUUGUUUGGAUGUGUUGUUUUAG
Messenger RNA from Fulvia fulva, 354 nucleotides. RefSeq lists its product as uncharacterized. The record is from RefSeq and is a predicted model, not a curated record. The coding region runs from base 1 to 354 and encodes 117 amino acids. NCBI's taxonomy places the organism in Eukaryota, Fungi, Ascomycota, Dothideomycetes, Mycosphaerellales, Mycosphaerellaceae. The transcript is spliced from 2 exons.